CGGCGCCUCCCCCGCCCCUCGUAGCUUCCAGCGCCGCCACCGCCGCCGCUGGCUGACCGCGCUCGCGCCUCAGAGUUACUAGUUUAUUCUUUGGCCUUCUCUACUCUGAACUGUCCUCAUGGAUGAACUUCAGGAUGUUCAACUCACAGAGAUCAAGCCACUUCUAAAUGAUAAGAAUGGUACACGAAACUUCCAGGACUUUGACUGUCAGGAACAUGACAUAGAAACAACACAUGGUGUGGUUCAUGUCACCAUACGAGGCUUACCAAAGGGAAACAGACCAGUUAUCCUGACAUAUCAUGAUAUUGGCCUCAACCAUAAAUCCUGUUUCAACACCUUCUUCAACUUUGAGGAUAUGCAAGAAAUCACUCAACAUUUUGCUGUCUGUCAUGUGGAUGCCCCAGGCCAACAGGAAGGGGCAGCCUCCUUUCCCACAGGGUAUCAGUACCCCGCUAUGGAUGAGCUGGCUGAAAUGCUGCCUUCUGUUCUUACACACCUAAGUGUGAAAAGCAUCAUUGGUAUUGGAGUUGGAGCGGGAGCCUACAUCCUCAGCAGAUUUGCGCUCAAUCAUCCGGAGCUAGUGGAAGGUCUUGUGCUAAUUAACAUUGACCCGUGUGCAAAAGGCUGGAUUGACUGGGCAGCUUCCAAACUCUCAGGCUUGACGACCAAUAUUGUGGACAUAAUUUUGGCUCAUCACUUUGGGCAGGAAGAGUUGCAGGCCAACCUGGACCUGAUUCAAACCUACAGAUUGCAUAUUGCCCAAGAUAUCAACCAAGAAAACCUGCAGCUCUUCCUGAGCUCCUAUAAUGGACGCAGAGACCUGGAGAUUGAAAGACCUAUACUGGGCCAAAAUGAUAACAGAUUAAAAACAUUAAAGUGCUCUACUUUACUGGUGGUGGGGGACAAUUCACCUGCCGUGGAGGCUGUGGUUGAAUGUAAUUCUCGCCUCAACCCUAUAAAUACAACUUUACUAAAGAUGGCAGAUUGUGGAGGACUCCCUCAAGUAGUUCAGCCGGGGAAGCUUACGGAGGCCUUCAAGUACUUUUUGCAGGGAAUGGGCUACAUCCCGUAUGUGCAGCUCAGUCACCUCAGCACCGAGUCAGUUCCGUCUGCCAGCAUGACCCGGCUCGCCCGGUCACGAACCCACUCGACCUCGAGUAGCAUCGGUUCUGGAGAAAGUCCUUUCAGCAGGUCUGUGACCAGCAACCAGUCAGAUGGAACUCAGGAGUCCUGUGAGUCCCCCGAUAUCCUGGAUGGACACCAGACCAUGGAGGUGUCCUGCUAAGCAGACGUUCCUCCCUUGGACCAUGCAAAUCCCUCUUCCUUCAGAUGACCACUCCAUAAACAGAACAUUUCAUCCCCUCAACCUACUUCCACUAUCUUUCACUCAUGCAUGGCCACUGAACCUCUCUAGUAACCUGGUUUUAUCAUCCUUUGCCCACUCACCCCUUUUUGUAAGAACCAUACCCACACCAUUACUGUAACAUUCCAACAUCGUGAGCUGAUUCAAUCUCCAUCUCCUCUUACCAGCUUUUCUCUAUGCUUCCCUAACUAUGUACCUGAUGAUUCUUUGAUUCCCAACUCCAUGUGUGUGUAAGCACGCGUGUCUAUUUGUGCAUAGUUCUGUGAGUUUAGACAUGCUUUCUUGUAUUGCUUCUGCAAAAAACAACAAAGGGACUUUUCUUUGCAUUUUCAACAGUGUUUCUAAGGGAAAUGUGCAGAGCAGAUAUCUAGGUGGCUUAGGACUUGACAUUGGCUUUCUGUUGCAAUUUGGGCAACAAAAUACUGAGAAUGAUCUCAGUGAGCAGCUCUGAGGAAUGUGGGAGACUAUAAUUUCUUUGUGGACCAUUGACUGUGGCCAGUAGGAGGGUCACGUAGUACACAGAUAGGCAGGCAGGGUCAUAACCACAUCCUCUGUCCAAAUGGGCCCAUAUAUGCUAUGUUGCAAAUAAAUGGAGGAAUAUCACCUGUUGGAAGCCUGUGAAUGAUGACUUCCAGUACACCGUGGAGUGCUCUUCGUAGGAGUAGCUUAACUGCUAGGUUCUCUUAGCCCAAGAAGAUAGGAAACAAAAGGCCCAGGCUCUACUCUGCAGACCAGAAGUGCUGUUCCUAUAGCAACUGUGAUACCACUUAGAUGUGUACACAUCUGCAGGAAGAGCCUCAGAGGUCUGAGUUGGAGAGUGGUUCUCCAUCCCUCAAUCCCCCAGAAGGGAGCAGUGUGAGCAAUAUGGCGUAAACACCACGACAGUGGUAAAGAUCUGAGUGAGGAAAGAGGAAGAACCGUUAAUAACGCAGUGCCAUGUUCAAUAAGUGUAUCCUAAGUUUCAGCAAAUUUACUGGAAGCUAAGUUACAUUGAAUGGAACCCAAUUUCUGGCAAAGUCUUAACCUGUGAUGUCCCUUUUAUAGGAGGAAAGGGCCAAUCUCAGGGCAGCCCCAUCUAAGCAGAAUUGCUUUCAGAGCCCUGUCUGAUGUAGAUGAGGGUCAUACAAGCCUCCUCUGGGAGGAGGGCAAAGGUACCUGGACACCAGCGGCCUCGCAGCAAGAGCCCUCCUCUCGGAGACAUUGAGAUGUGAGCUCAGGGUCACUUGGUUUCAGAUCUUGGAAAGAGACUUUUCACACACUAUUUGCUUCCUGCUAAGAUAAGGAAUGUGUCACUCUGUCAGAGUGUGACUUUUUACAAAUUAUUAAUAAAGCUGUAUAUGUCUCAUUGUUA
Molecule: messenger RNA, 2714 nt
Organism: Jaculus jaculus (lesser Egyptian jerboa)
Lineage: Eukaryota; Metazoa; Chordata; Mammalia; Rodentia; Dipodidae
Product: protein NDRG3
Exons: 17
Coding region: 119-1285 (388 amino acids)
Biological process (GO): signal transduction
Cellular component (GO): cytoplasm
Source: RefSeq, a predicted model, not a curated record